CUUUAGAGGGCGUUAUUUAAUAAAUGAAAAAUAGUUUACUGUCGCUCCGCAACAGAUAAUGGGUUUCAAGAUUUAAUACUGAAUUAAAGACUAGUUUACUUAUAUAUAGGGUAAGUUAAAGAAAUGAAGUGAAUUGUAUAGCUCCUAGAAGCAGAUUAACAGAAUUGGACGAUAACAGAAAAUUACUUCACAAUGGAGCUCAACUUAACACGAGUGGACUACCUACAGGUUGGCGUGACAUGUCCACGGACAAUGUGUCUGCUACCCGAGAAAAAAGCUAAAGCAGCACAAAAAGUGGCGGUUGGGGAUCAAGAAGGAAUGUUACAUUGCUUUGGAGUAAAGAAAGGAGAAAUUGUGCAAAAUUUCAAGACACUUCCUGGGCCAAAGAUAACUAGAUUGGAACUUGGUGGCCCCCUGGAUUCCAUCCAGGAGAAGAUCUUCAUCACAUGCGGAUCAGAAGUGAAGGGCUUUACGAAGAAAGGAAAACAAUUCUUGGGAUUUGAUACUAACCUGACAGAAAGUAUAAAAACAAUGUGGGUAAGUGGUAGUCAUCUUUUCCUUGGUGGUAGCUACAUCUUCAACCAUUACGUAGAUUGCAAGGACGAGAACUACUUCCUGUCGAGUGAUCGCAUCAAUGAUGUCACCUGCCUCCCUUUAAAGAAAGUCCCAAACGUGACCCCGAUUCUCGCCUGCCAGGAUAGGGUACUGCGAGUCAUUGAUGGUUCCGAAUUGCUGUAUGAGGUGGAAGUUGCCGGGCCACCACAAACGAUGGCGCUGUUCGGUAGAGACGGAGGUGAAAAUGGAAAUGAGAUCCUGUAUGGUACAUCAGAUGGUAAAGUUGGACUUGUUGAAAUAGAAAGGUAUAGCGUCAGGGAAAAUCCAAUUCAUAAAUGGGAAGUUCCAAAUGAAAAACGUAGUGGUGGUAUUCUGUGUAUUGACAAUUAUGACAUCACAGCCGAUGGUAUUCCUGAUAUUCUGAUUGGUCGAGAUGAUGGUCUGGUAGAGGUGUAUGCGUACGAUGAGACAGACGAACCAACGUUGAAAUUCAGUCAGACAUUGAGUGAAAGUGUUAGCUCAAUACAAGGAGGCAUUGUGGGAUCUGGAGGUCAUGAUGAGGUCGUCUGCUGUACUUAUGCUGGCUGGAUUCAGGGCCUGACAACUGAGCCUCAACAUAAAGCACUGGGGUCAGGUCAAAAGGUCACAAUAAGUGAAGAAUCACAAACGAAGAUUACAAUACUGAAACAAGAGAUGGAAGAUUUGCAACGCAAAGUACUUCAUGAACGUGAGGCUUACCAGCAGGCAGCCUUGACGAAAAAGGACGGAAUAUCGGCACUCCCACAAUUCAACAUCAAUGAUCACUUCACAUUAAACCGAGAUGACGCUAGCUACAACCUGAGCAUUGAGGUCCAAGUGGCUAUUGAUAAUGUUCUGCUACAGAGCGACGUUCCGAUCGAUCUGCUUGACGUUGAGAGGAAUUCCGCGGUCAUCAGCUACAGUGCUUGUGACACCGAGAAUGGCAACUUCUUAUUGGCAACAUAUAGAUGUCAAGCAAAUACAACAAGGUUAGAGUUGAAAGUGAGGUCGAUUGAAGGUCAGUAUGGUGUCCUACAGGCGUACGUGACUCCACGUGUCCAACCAAAGGUGUGCCAGGUGCGACAGUACCUGAUCAAGCCAUUGUCAUUACAUCAACGGAUACACAACUUGGACGAAACUAGGCCCAUGAAUACUCUAAAGCUAACAGGACAGUUCAGCUUAGCGGAGAUACACUCUUGGGUGAACCAGUGUCUGCCGGAGAUUCCUGAAAGGACGCCACCAGGCGACAGCAUCAAUUUCCAUUUUAUGUCUACAUUCCUGGAAACACAGUUGGACUGUUUGUAUAAGAAGGGUGAGGGAAUUUUCCGGUCGGAUAACAUUUCAACAAUUUCAAUAAUGAAGGACGUGCUUACUAAAGAAGCAACGAAGAGGAAGAUAAACCUAAACAUCUCGUAUGAGGUCGUCGAUGAGACCAUUCCUGCAACGCUCUGGAGGAUCCACCCUAAGCUUGAGUACCAUCUCCUAUUGGCCAAGAAGUUUCAACUCAUUGAGGCCCUGAAGGAACUGCAAAUCCAUGAGGAAGACUUAUCGUUUAUGUCACCGGAGUAUCGACAAAUUCUGGAAGAUACGGACAAACUUCAACAGGAAUACAAAAAGCAGCCCUGCCGACUUGAGAGGCUGUACGGUAUGAUCACAGAUUUAUUCAUUGAUAAAUUCAAGUUCAAGGGGUCAAAUGUCAAGUCAAAGGUCCCUCAGCUUCUGCAGGUCCUGGACAAUUACGAGGUUGAAAAUCUAAUGGAAUUUUUCAACACAGGUGGCAACUGAACAACAAAAUUCAUCCAUUUUAUUAGUUAAUUUUUCUGUAAAUGAAGUGUAGUUGUGGUUCAGUGGUCAAGGUACUUGCCUCUGAAUAUUUGAGUCAUGGGUUGAAAUCCUGAAUCCAGGAAUUUUUCUCGAGACUAAAAACAAUAAAGAUUCCAUGAUGAUGGUAGGACACAGAAUGUAAUGAUGUCACUAAUAAGUCAUAUGCUCAUGUGAGGAUGUUAAGUUCUCCUCGUCACAUGGAUUCUAGGAUGCAAUUUGACCAAAUCUACAUUGUACAGAGAACGUAGGACGGUCAUGCAUGAAUGAAUUUGCUUUUGUGUUGCGUUGUUUCGCAAAUCAAAAGCUCCCUCCUAAAAUAUUAACAAACUCACAAAUUGUUAUUCUUUUUUGAAUGAAUAAGUAUUUAUUUAUCUUUCCAAAUCUGCAAUUACUGAUCAUAUGGUAAAAAACACCACAUCCCUGAAAACUCAAAGAUCCUUGAAAAAGAAACAAAAGCAAUAUGAAUAAGAAAAGCUCAAGAUCAAAACAUGAACAGAGAUGAAAGUGCUCACCGACUAUCCCACAUCUAUGAUGAUGAUGUCCUCAAAUCCAGCAGGCCGAGCCCCACCACCGUUAGAAUCUUGCUUGGAUGACAUCAGGCUCGGCAAGCUGUAUUCACUCCACCAUACAACAACUAUCUGAAAUGUCACAGCCGAUGAUCUGGCUGAUGGCCAGUAGAAACGUCCUAGAAAUGUAAAUACUGUAGUGGUUUAUUUAAAAGAAAGAAUAACAACUAAAUAAACACGAUUUUUGAAACCAGUUGAAAUUGUUUGAUCAACCAAAAACCUGUUCUUGUAUAGCCUUGUGCUAUUUGAGGUAGCAAUUCUAAAAAAAGAUGUAUAUAUCAUAUUAUUCAUAUUUUAUAGCUAUAUAUUUAUUUGUAUAUUUAGGAAAAUAGUACAGUAUUGUGUUUAUUUUAUACACUGUGAAAAUAUUUUGACAUAAUGGCAUAUGUGAAAAUUCCUGUACUUCUAUAGGUAUAAAUCUUGGAUACUAUUACUAUUAUCAUAGUGCAACACAUUUGCUGUUAAGUGCAGUGUACUAUCUUGAUGUGUAAAUUGCAAUAGAUUUUAACAAAUGCUAAAUUUCAUUGCAAAUUCUCAAUAAAAUAUUAGGUACAGUAUUGUUAUAUGUAUGCUCAAUAAAUGCUAGCAGAUUC
Messenger RNA from Anneissia japonica, 3556 nucleotides. RefSeq names its product Bardet-Biedl syndrome 7 protein homolog. Lineage: Eukaryota; Metazoa; Echinodermata; Crinoidea; Comatulida; Comatulidae. Bases 193 to 2358 code for a protein of 721 amino acids. Gene Ontology annotation, cellular component: membrane; axoneme; neuron projection. The record is from RefSeq and is a predicted model, not a curated record. The transcript has 15 exons. Gene Ontology annotation, molecular function: protein binding. Gene Ontology annotation, biological process: intracellular protein localization; intracellular transport; non-motile cilium assembly.